Molecule: messenger RNA, 2642 nt
Organism: Eupeodes corollae
Lineage: Eukaryota; Metazoa; Arthropoda; Insecta; Diptera; Syrphidae
Gene: TM9SF4
Product: transmembrane 9 superfamily member 4
Exons: 11
Coding region: 421-2289 (622 amino acids)
Biological process (GO): protein localization to membrane
Cellular component (GO): membrane
Source: RefSeq, a predicted model, not a curated record
AUUAGAAUCCACUCAAAAUACGUACUCAAAAGAGCUCUAAGAAAAAGUGUUUAUAUUUUUAUCUAACUUCGUAUUCUCAAACAAUUUAUUCCCAUAAUAGAUUACAAGAAGACUUUAGUUUAAAUUUCAUCAAGAAGCAUCAAAAAUUAUAUUAAACUUCGUUAUUAAAUUAUUAGAAUUAGAAUGAGUGGCUCACCGAGUAAACCGAAUAAUAGACACUAGAAAAAUACAGAAUAGUUGAGUGGGUUUUUGUUGACACAACGACGAAAAGACAACUGUCACUUUGCCAUCAUCACUCAUCAGCUCAUCAGCAUCAGCAAAUACAAGUCUGGAUCGGAUCGGUUCCGGUUGGUCGUUGGUCUUGGUCAUUUACCCGGUUGUUCAAGCUGCAGAUUCUUAACUAGACCAUUCAUUUUGGUCAUGAAGUGUGUCUUCUUAAUAAUAUGUGCCUGCUUGGUGAACUUCAUCCAGGGGUUCUAUGUCCCCGGAGUGGCCCCAGUAGAAUUCGUAAAAGGACAAAAAAUCGAUGUGAAGGCGGUGAAGAUGACAAGUAGUCGAACUCAACUUCCGUACCAAUAUUACUCACUUCAGUUUUGUCUUCCGAAAAAUGGUACUUUAAUUUACAAAUCCGAGAAUCUUGGCGAGGUCCUUCGAGGUGAUCGAAUUGUCAACACUGCGUAUGAAGUGCGAAUGGCUGAAAAUAUCAAUUGCAAACUCCUUUGCAACAAAAAAGACCAACCAAUGAAUUGGGACAAAUAUCAAUCAGCCAAAGUUGCCGAACGAAUUCAACAUGAAUAUUUUGUGCAUUUACUUGUCGACAAUCUACCAGUGGCAACAAGAAUCAUGAAUCCAACAACAGGUGAUGUCACCUUUGAGCACGGCUAUCGUCUUGGCCAAGUCGAAGGCAACAACAUUUACAUCAACAAUCACCUGAAGUUUAUUCUCUCCUACCAUAUGCAUACGAAGAAUAAAUAUAGAGUUGUUGGAUUUGAGGUUGAGACAACUUCUCUCUCGUAUAAGGAUGUUAAAUUUGAAGGUGAUACUUGUAAUUUCCCAGAUACUCGUCGGCAACAACAAGUUUUUCCCAACACAAAUACUCAACUUUAUUUUACAUAUUCUGUCGAAUGGAAAGAAUCGAUAGUGAGCUGGGCAUCACGUUGGGAUAUCUACUUGGGCAUGAAUGAUGUGCAGAUUCAUUGGUUCAGUAUAAUAAAUUCCUUAGUAGUUGUAUUCUUCCUUUCUGGUAUUCUAACAAUGAUCAUGAUUCGAACAUUACGACGAGAUAUUGCUCGUUAUAAUACGGACGAUAAUAUUGAAGACACACUCGAAGAAACUGGAUGGAAACUUGUACAUGGUGAUGUUUUUCGUCCACCUAGAAAUAGUCGACUCUUUUCCGCUGUUAUUGGAAGCGGUAUACAAAUUUUCUUUAUGGCACUUAUUACGAUAUUUUUUGCAAUGCUUGGAAUGCUUUCACCAUCAUCUCGAGGUGCACUGAUGACGUCGGGAAUAUUUAUGUAUGUUUUUAUGGGAACAAUAGCAGGCUACUUUUCAGCAAGGCUUUAUAAGACCAUGAAAGGACGUGAAUGGAAGAGAUCAGCAUUUCUUACUGCUACACUUUAUCCGGGAAUUGUUUUUGGAACCGGAUUCAUUUUGAACUUUUUCAUUUGGGAUAAGCAAUCAAGUGGUGCUGUGCCUUUCAGCACCAUGGUUUCUCUACUUUUGCUUUGGUUUGGCAUUUCAGUGCCCCUCACAUAUCUAGGAUACUACUUUGGAUACAGAAAGCAAUCCUAUCAACAUCCUGUAAGAACGAACAUGAUUCCUAGGCAGGUUCCCUCACAACAGUGGUACAUGAAUAUUGUUUUAAGUACUCUUAUGGCGGGUGUGCUUCCCUUCGGGGCAGUUUUCAUAGAACUUUUCUUUGUGUUCACAGCAAUAUGGCAAAAUCAGUUCUAUUAUCUGUUUGGAUUCCUAUUUUUAGUUUUUUGCAUUUUAGUAGUGAGCUGUGGACAGAUUUCUAUUGUGAUGACCUACUUUCAACUUUGUGGAGAGGAUUAUCGAUGGUGGUGGCGAAGUUUUAUUGUGUCCGGAGGUUCUGCAGCAUAUGUGCUCUUCUAUAGUAUAUUUUAUUUCUUCACAAAACUGGAGAUAACUGAAUUUAUACCCACUUUAUUAUAUCUGGGUUACACAAGCCUUAUGGUUAUAACAUUUUGGUUACUUACAGGAACAAUUGGUUUCUUCGCAGCGUAUAGUUUUAUAAGAAAAAUUUAUGGUGCAGUUAAAAUCGAUUAAAUCUUAUGGGUAGUUCUCUAAUCUCAAAACAUCAUUAUUAUAAUUAUUAUAUUCUCUUUUAUGUAUUUCUAUAUAAGUAACAUUCAACUGUGUAUACAUUUAAACUAAUUUUGAUUUUAUGGACUGUAAAAAAAACACUAGUAAGUUAAAGUAGUUUUUAGUUGUUUUUUUCUCUGUUGGCCGUAACCAAAUUAGCUUUGUUCAAUUUGAAUUAAAAAACAAAAAAAACUUUCAUUCAAAUAAAAUUAAUAUAAAUAGGCAUUAUAAGUUAUUUUUAACUUUAAUAAUUAUAAAUAACACAAAUGCAUAAAUAAUAAUAAUGAUAAUUUAAUUAAAAAGAGUUUUUGAUAUAA